Molecule: messenger RNA, 2471 nt
Organism: Daphnia magna
Lineage: Eukaryota; Metazoa; Arthropoda; Branchiopoda; Diplostraca; Daphniidae
Product: TGF-beta-activated kinase 1 and MAP3K7-binding protein 2
Exons: 6
Coding region: 352-1923 (523 amino acids)
Source: RefSeq, a predicted model, not a curated record
UGCCUUAAGACCAAAACAUGGCCGUAUGGUAAAGGUGGGCUAAAACUGUGGGGCGGUCUGCGAGCGAUCCUGAAAUAAACACUGACGUGAGUUUUAUGGGAAUUGGAGAAGACCCAUUCUCCAACUGUGAACCGUCUCCCUUUGGGAAUCGAAAGCUAUUUCUUGUUUUAAUUUCCAGCCAAACGUUUGCAAUAGACAAACUAAUUGGUUUAUAAUUGGUUAUGGUUUGCUAAGUCGAUGUACGCUUGGAUAUUUCACGUUCUUCUACUAUUGUUUAUUCCCACCUACGCCUCGAACAUUAAUGAUGCCAGACGGUAGUGCUUUUGCAAGUUGAAUGGAUUGUUACCAGUAAUGGACUCCAUUGAACUCACACAAUUUGGACUCAAACAACUAUUUUACCAGGUAAAGCAAGGCUUUCCUGAGGUGCCUGAUUCUGUUGUCAAUGAUUGCAUCAGAAAGGCUUGUUACAACAGGCAAGCUGCAGAAGCCCUACUGCAGAGAGAGGCUCCAAAAUAUGGCAGGUUUCCUCUCGUCAAGAAAACAACUCAGGGAAAUCCCAAAAGCCUUUCGGCUGGAAAUUCACCACUUGACGGUGGACCUAAAUCUCUCGGUGACUGCGUGACACCUACCAAAUUUCCUCCAGCACUGCCAGUCACACCACCGGUGGCUGCAGCAGCAGCUGCAUCUUCCCGUCCUAGUCCGCCGAUCUACAGUUCGCCACUUUAUCGGCCUGACAUUGAUUUGUCACUGCCUCCUCCAGACAUCUCCAGCGGGUGGGAAACGAAAGCUUCGUCCCAAGUACAAGUCUUUUGCGAACAGCCGAGAUCAUCCACGUCAGUCAAUGUGAUCUUGCAACCCUCCGCCGACACUCUUCCCUACGUCACCUACUCAUCAGCCUCCACCGAUCAUCACAGAGGAUUACACUCACAGUUACAAAUUACAAUCAGUCCUCAAGGAGGAUCAGUAUCGGCCGUUCAGCGAUCUAAUUUGCUUUCUCCAUGGCAUUACGGUGCGGUGCCUGUACCGAAUGCAGGCAACGUGAACGGCCUCAACCAACAGUGCACCUCUUCGUUGAGCUUACCUGAUCAGGCGGAGCACAUCAAGGAACAAUGCAAACGACGAGAAUCUUUGCGUCGCUCCUUGGAUGAGGAUCGCCAACAGUUGAUCCUGUUGCGCCGCAAGGUCGAAAACCUUCAAGAAGAAUUGACGAAAGAAAAACGACUCCUCGACACGAGCGAGAGAAAUAACGUACCCCAUAGAGAACAACGAUUACCACCAGCGCCACCUAUUGGCCGGAUUCUGCCACACUAUCCGCAUCAACUCCAGCGCCAACAAGCCGUGGUUGACUUGGAAAACCUUAAAGGUGAAGUGCACAACUUGGAGGUGGAUUGCCAGCGGAUGUAUCAAGAGCUGGUCACGCGUAACAGCGAAACCCCUAAUCCAUCAACUAGUGUGUCUCCUCCUCAACCAUCAUCGACUGGCAGCACAGCGUUAUUUAACGGAAUGCCGCUGCCAAUAGCCAGUUUGACGGAGGAGGAGGACGAUGAAUCGGACGGCUGGAACUGCAGCCGUUGCACCUUCCAGAACCACCCGGCGCUGAGCAAGUGCGAGGAAUGCGAAUCGCCACGUUCCGUCUCCAGCCCGCCAUGCGUUUCUUCUUCUUCUUCUUCGUCUAUCGUUACCUCUUCAACGCAAGCAGGGGUGAUGGCCGUCCGCAGCUUUAUACCGUACAGCCGUAGGCCGGGCAACAUUCACAUCCACGUCCGUCACCGUCCGCGUAAAUACCAAAAUCUCUCCUCUCAUUUUGCACUUUUCGCAACCAUUUUUGAAACGUAUUUUCCGGCGCUUUUAUUGGCUUUUGAAAACCAACGUAAACACUGCCGCUUUUUUUUUUUUGAAACUCUUUCUCUUUUUAGUUUUUAGUGCCAUCCGCAAAGCAAGCUUAGCUCACAUAGACAACACACACAAAAAAAAACUAACCAUAACAGUCAACUCGUUUCUGUUUUCUUUUUUUCUUUUGUUCCAGGGACGAUCCAAGGGUGGGGUGUCUAAAAAAAAAAACAACCAAUCAAUCGGCUCGGAUUUUAUUCUUUUCCUUUCUUUAAUGGCAAUUUCUUUCUUUACAAAAAAAUUUAAAGAAUAAAAAAAAAACAAACAAACAAACUGCGGCCUCAUCGGACGGGCCUGGCUCUGCAUCUUUGCGAUUCAUCAUAAAGAAAUGGCCCGAAAGGAAAGACGACAACGGCCGUUUUCUGAAUAUAAUUAUUAUUUUUUACUUCUUCCUGGUGCAGCAAAGCUCAUUCGUUUUCGAUAUUCAUAUUCUGAAAAAGAAAAUUCUGUUCGAUGAAUGAAACAUGGAUUCGUUCAUUGUAAAAUCCUCUGUAUCAUCCCUCUCCCCGAAUUCACGUGUGUGUGUGUACAUAUUAUAUACUUAUCGAUCAUUUGCAUACAUUUGCACAUCUUCCGUUGAA